Molecule: messenger RNA, 765 nt
Organism: Moneuplotes crassus
Lineage: Eukaryota; Ciliophora; Spirotrichea; Euplotida; Euplotidae
Source: the annotation of a GenBank genome assembly
AUGUUUCCAACUUGCACUAGACAAGGAUAUUUUUGGUCUAUUGAUGGUUCUGAAGGACCGGAAAUCUCAGAUUUAGAUAAAGAGGAGAUCUUAGAAGGUCCAUAUUUUGAUCCUGCUGAUAAUAAUGAAUCAUUGUUUGAGAUUCCUGCUAACUUGUUUGAUGAAUCUCUUCCAAAACUUGAGAGCAUAAAAUCAUCAGAUGAUAACGGUGCUUACGUAUGCUCAAGUGGAGACAAAGUUUGAAGUUCAGAAGCCAAUAACACCCAGAUAACACAAGAGCUAUGUGGAAAGAGUUAUAUAGAAAAGAAAAUUGAGUCUGUUGUCGUUACUAAUAUGUUAAAUACGAUUCAUAAAAGGUGGGGGAGGAACCAAGAUAAAGUAUUAUUCCAGACAAUCAGAGAUAUGGAGCAAGAUCAGAUCAUCACUCUUGAUGAGAUCCUUAACCUCAAUUCUCACUCCAGCAAUUAUGAAGGCAUUGAGCAACUGAAAGAGAGAUCAGGCUGGAAGGCUUGCCAUACAAAGCUCUUGGCUAGAAUAAGAUCCUUAUGAGUAUCCGAAUUCUCUUUCAGAGAAAUAAAGAAACUUAAAAAGAUUUUACGGAAGGAUUAUAAUUUCGGUGAAAUAGAUUACGACAAAGUGAUCUACGAGUUCCCUGGUAAAACUAAAGGGACUCUCAUAGAGCUAUGUGGCAGACUAAAGCUCUCCUACAAGAAAAAGAGUUUGAGCAGUCUGAGAAGAAUUAAGAAUAAAACUAAUAGCUCAUAA